CAUGUUACCCCUGUAUUAUCUCUGAUCUCUCUCUCACUUCCAGAGUCAGCUCCAAACAAACACUACACAUACAACACUCUCGUCUCUCUCUCUCGCUCGCUCGGUCCAAAUGUCAACCUCGCUGCAUCCUCCGCCCUCCUCAGCUCUCUCCUCCUCUCUUCAAAAGGCAAGGUUGAGAAGGUUCAUUAUUUCCUCCGCCAAACCCAAUUUCAACCUCAACCCUCACAGAUCGUUUCCUCAAAUCCGAGCUUCCACUGGCUUCUCAUCUUCUCUGGACGCCGGUUCAACCACCGAGUGGGACUCCGUGUCAAGCUACAGCGAGAUCGUACCUGAUACUGUCAUUUUCGAUGAUUUCGAGAGGUUUCCUCCAACUGCUGCAACCGUUAGCUCAUCUCUUCUGCUCGGUAUCUGCAGCCUCCCCGACACGAAAUUCAAGAAUGCUGUGGAUAUGGCAUUGUCAGAUACCCAGUGUUAUGGUCAGCAGGGCUCCGAUAAUAAAGUGUCAUGUUUCUUUAACAAGGCUUUAGUGAAUGUUGGUGGUGAUCUUACAAAGCUAGUCCCUGGCCGAGUUUCAACAGAAGUGGAUGCUCGUCUUGCAUAUGACAAGCAUGGCAUUGUUAGCAAGGUGCAUGACCUGCUGAAAUUGUAUAAUGACAUCAACAUCCCUCCAGAACGAUUGUUGUUUAAAAUUCCUUCAACUUGGCAAGGAAUAGAAGCAUCAAGUUUAUUGGAAGCUGAAGGCAUACAGACACACUUGACUUUUGUUUACAGCUUUUGCCAAGCUGCAGCUGCAGCUCAAGCUGGUGCCUCUGUAAUACAGAUUUUUGUUGGCCGCCUUAGGGAUUGGGCACGGCACCAUUCUGGUGAUCCUGAGAUAGAAGCUGCUCUUAAAAGAGGGGAAGAUCCUGGGGUGGCUUUGGUGACAAAAGCCUAUAAUUACAUUCACAAACAUGGGUAUAAAUCAAAGUUGAUGGCAGCAGCUGUGCGGAACAAGCAGGAUAUUUUCAAUCUUCUAGGGGUUGACUAUAUCAUCACCCCAUUGAAGUUAUUGCAGUCUCUCAAGGAAUCUGUCACUCCUCCUGAUGAGAAAUACUCAUUUCUAAAGAGGUUGUCCCCACAAUCCGCUGCUACCUAUAGCUUCAGUGAUGAAGAGCUUGUAAAGUGGGACCAAUACAGCUUUGCAUCAGCUAUGGGCCCGGCCUCCGUGCAACUUCUGGCUGCUGGACUGGACGGCUAUGUUAUUCAAGCUAAGCGGGUUGAGGAGUUGUUUGGAAAAAUGUGGCCACCCCCGAAUGUCUAAAGUUCUCGUAAGCAGCUAAGUGGAUGUUGCCUUUCUGAAAUAAAGUCACAGAUCAAUCUCAAAGUGCAGUUCUUCAUGUUCCUUUCCCCCCCUUUUCCUUCGCGCUUCUUCAAAUGCAGUUGGUAUCGCUGUGUUUUCUUCUCCCGAGUACAGUUUAUGUUGUUAAUUGUAUCUUUGGCAUUUUGUUUUUUACUUGCAAUCGAUGAUAAAUUUCUUUGGCCUUUGCACAUAA
Molecule: messenger RNA, 1532 nt
Organism: Rhododendron vialii
Lineage: Eukaryota; Viridiplantae; Streptophyta; Magnoliopsida; Ericales; Ericaceae
Exons: 13
Coding region: 110-1300 (396 amino acids)
Biological process (GO): carbohydrate metabolic process; pentose-phosphate shunt
Cellular component (GO): cytoplasm; intracellular anatomical structure
Molecular function (GO): transaldolase activity
Source: RefSeq, a predicted model, not a curated record